GUUUCCUGGCUGUGUGUGAAGCUCCAUGUGUAGCACUGUGUACUGAGUGUGUCAUACGUCAUAAAUAUGCACAAGGAUGGCAUCUCCUGGUAACGUUCCUUACCGUACAACCGGCUCUACUUUGCUUCAUCCGAUUAGCGAGCUGCUACAUAUCUCUCUGGACCAGGUGAAUUUUGUGGUAUGUCAGUUUCUUGCACUAGCUGCUGCAGUAUGGUUCCGUAUUUACCUAAGGCCCAGUCAUGCGUAUGCUAUUGUUCGACAUGCAUUUGCCACAAUUCUUGGUGUCUACUUUGCAGUGUUUUGCUUUGGCUGGUAUUCGCUGCAUAUAUUCACAUUGGUCCUUUUGUGCUACUUCAUCAUGAUCACUGCAGACAUUGGAAAUGUACACAGGUACUCGUUUGUAACAGCAAUGGGCUACCUCACAUUGUGCCAGAUUAACAGAGUGUAUAUAUUUAAUUAUGGCAUACUCUCCACUGAUUUUUCUGGGCCAUUGAUGAUUGUUACUCAGAAGAUCACAACCUUGGCAUUCCAACUGCAUGAUGGAAUCGGCCGGAAGGCUGAAGAUCUUACCACUGACCAGCUCCAACAUUGUGUAAAGAGAAGACCAUCACUUUUGGAGUAUCUGAGUUACCACCUUAAUUUUAUGAGUAUUCUUGCUGGACCAUGUAGUAAUUUUCAGGACUACAUUGCCUUCAUUGAAGGGAGGCAUAUACAGUCAAAACUCCUUGAUAUUCGCUCAAAUAGGAAUGGAUACCAUAAACUUCCAGACCCAUCUCCAAAUGAAGCUGUAUUACGGAAGCUGUGCAUCAUAGUGAUGUGCCUUAUUCUUUUUUUCACUUUUACCAAAGCUUUCCCUGUUUCAUAUGUGAUUGAUAAUAAUUUUAUUAAUGAGACAUCUGUUUUGACAAGAAUGAUUUACCUCUACAUUGCGAUACAAGCUUGCAAGCCAAAGUAUUACUUUGCAUGGAUUUUGGCUGAUGCAAUUAACAAUGCUGCUGGCUAUGGCUUUAACGGAGUUGAUGAAAAUGGUCACUUUCGUUGGGAUCUGAUAUCUACUCUCAACAUCUGGAACAUUGAGACCUCUACAAGUUUUAAAAUGUACAUAGACAACUGGAAUAUUCAAACUGCUGUCUGGUUAAAGAGGGUUUGCUAUGACAGGGCUCCAAAAUAUGGAACAGGUUUAACGUUUCUCUUGUCAGCUCUGUGGCAUGGUGUUUAUCCUGGAUAUUACUUUACAUUUGUUACAGGUAUUCCUGUAAUGCUGGCCUCAAGAGUGAUGAGAAACAAUUUUCGACAGUACUUCCUUUGCUCAAAGGCCUGGAAAGUUUUCUAUGACAUAGUCACAUGGAUUGUGACCCAGUUAGCUGUUUGCUACACUGUAGUCCCCUUCUGUUUGCUUGCACUGGAACCUUCUUUUAAAUUUUACAAGUCAACAUACUUCUGCUUCCAUAUUGUUUGCAUUUUUGUACUCGUGCUUCUACCCAGAAAACCAUCAAACGUCAAUAAGAGACAGUCAUCCAAACACACUUUUCAGUACUCGGCAGAUCAUCUGAAGGAGCAGCAAUAUUUAGUAGAGAAAAUAAAGUAUCACAACACAUGAAAUAUAGAGACAAAAAAAAUGUUACUGAAAUAUGAAGAAUGACUUGCCAGGUAGCUGCGUACCAAAGAAGGUGCUGGACACAGAAUCAAGUCACUAAAUUUUAUAUAAAAAUAAAUAAAUGAUUGUUAUUGUUUUUGUGGAAUAUAUUUUAGCAUAACAAUUUUAUAUGUUGAACAUUUUGCUUUUUAUAUGUAUAUUUAAAUGUAUGAAUGUUUUUUGUAGAGCAGAAUACCCCAGUUGAUUGGUGCUCAAUUUGUGUAAUCCAAGGUCAUAUGUGGAUUAACCUUCAGAGAUUCAAGUACUUGCAAUCAAUUUGAUCCCUUUAAGUAUAAAGUGUAUUAAAGUGAGAUAUUCUGAUCUUAUACAGUACACCGUCCUUAUAUUUAUUUUAUAGUGUUAAAUCUCUGAUUGCUGAUUUAUACACAGGCGUUCACUUAAAGCAAAUCAAUGAAACAAUCUGUUCACAGUUAAAUUAUUUACUCAGUUCUAUCACCUGUAGACAUGUUUAUGUGCUCCUGCAGAAAUGUUUCUAUGACAGUAAAAGUAGAAUUGCUAAACUGACAUUUAAGUCUCUUACAGUUGCUAGUAACAGGUGCCUCAUUUGUUUACAAAGCAUAUCAAUUGUCAGCCAUCAUCAGACAUUCUGUUCUCUGUAGCAGUGAUUAGGCGCUGGAUUCCUCAGGGUCGCAUGCUGAGCUCCCAGGGUUCACCUGUACCUUUUUGUCUGAAGCAGAAAAGCACUAUUUAUAAACCCAGAAAGCAGACAUCUUUGGAUUGACAUCACAAAACUCAUGCACUUUCCAUGCCCUUGUCCAUUUAGUAUAUAGUCUUCCAUGUACACUAUGAUUUUAAGCAUUUUUCCUAUGGAUUUAGUCUAACAUUUAAAAGUACUGUAAGGCCUGUUUGUAGAAUUAGUGGUAACUAAUGCUGUAGUUACACAAAAUACCUGCAAUCCAUGUCCACUCAGAACCUAUUUCAUUUCUUCCAUUCACUCUGUGGGCCAAAUGCAGAGUUAAAUAUAAUGUUAAUGGGGCAGUAUAAUGUAAAAUUCCUUUUCCCUUUAUGUGUUUUCAUUGACUUGUUAUACCAGCAACAGAGUGAAAUUGCUACGUUUUGUUUAUUUUUGUAUAGGAAAAAAAACAUAAAAAUGGGUAGAACUUGCAGAGAAAUCAGAUCUCCUUAUUUUAUCACUUUCUAUACACACAAAUGCUUUCUUAUCUGAUCUCUGUUUCUAUACAAAAUCACAAGACUUAGAGAGAACAAUUGGAAAGUAACAUUUUAUUAUUUUAUCUCUCCUACCUCCCACUGGGAGUGUAAUUUCUUAUGCUGGCUACUGUUACACUACUUUUUUACCGCAUGACAAAAUCGGCUAUUUCAAAUGCAGAUAUAAAGGUAAAUGAGACAUUUGUAAACUAUUUAAUACACUCCGGCAGGUAAAAUGGAAACAAAUUAAAUUGGAGAGAUUUGGGGUAAACUGUCCCUUUAAGGUCUUUCUUGGAUUUAGCCCUGUUAUACGUUGCCCUCAAAAUGAUACUGGUUACAUAUCUGCCAUCUCCGUGUGUGUGUGUGUGGGGGAACGGGAGUCUCGGUGUCUAAAAUAUUAAUAGUAGUAGUUAAUGUUUUCUUUGCUACCUGAAAAAAAACAUGCAACAUUUUGUAAUGUGUUUGAAUAAACCUUGUUUUGUGUGGGAUACCUUUUCUGUUACUGUAUUACUGGGUAGGCACAAUUAAAAUUGUACACUUUUUUUGUAAA
Messenger RNA from Bombina bombina (fire-bellied toad), 3353 nucleotides. It is a transcript of the gene MBOAT1, whose product is annotated as membrane bound O-acyltransferase domain containing 1. The record is from RefSeq and is a predicted model, not a curated record. The coding region runs from base 77 to 1600 and encodes 507 amino acids. The transcript has 13 exons. Gene Ontology annotation, biological process: lipid modification. Gene Ontology annotation, cellular component: membrane. Lineage: Eukaryota; Metazoa; Chordata; Amphibia; Anura; Bombinatoridae. Gene Ontology annotation, molecular function: acyltransferase activity.